AUGUUCUAUAAAACCACAUCUCACAGUUGUGGUUCUAUAAUUUCUGCAAAAUACAGCUUAGCUAUGGCUUCAGAUAAUUCAACAAAGCUACAGUUACAGCUUACAGACGUUUAUGAGAUAGCAGAGAAAGUGGGAGAGCAGUUUGAGCAGCUCAUCAAGCAGUUUGGCUCGGUGCACAUGGGAACAGUGAUUCCAAUGGUGAUCAGCUCAUUGGAGCAUCUGGAGCAAUUUGUGGAGGAUCAUCAGCGACUGGAGAUCAGCAACAGAAAGCUACUGCUUCAAGUAGACAGUCUGGCCCAAGAGAGGGAGCAGAGGAUCAUGCUGAGUGAUAAAGUUGAUGAGGAGCAGUGUAAGCUGGAGGCUGAGAGAGAGGACAAGAAGAGGUUGGCAAUGCGGAUAGAGAGACUCUUAAUGAGGAACGAAGACCUGGCCAAACAACUAGACCGGAUGAAAGGCAAUUCACUGAAACCUGUUCCAAGAGGCCAAGACCCACUGAAUGCAUCGUGUAGCGAAGAGCAAAAGAGAUCCAAUUCAGUUAGCAGCAUGAUGAAUGAAACAUCGCUGGACUUUUACCCGAACGGAUCACUAGUAGCUGCAAAUGGCCCAGAUCGUUUACAGUUUCCUAGGAUGUCCAAACGUCUCUCUCAAGUGGAGCUAGAGCUGCAGAAAACCAGGAGGAAAUUAGUGGAAGCCCACCAUGGUUUGCAGACUUCCACAGCUGAGAACAGGGCACUCAAAGCUCAACUAGACGAGAGCAAAGCAGAAGCUGCACUCAGCACUUUAGAGAUAUCGAGUAGCAGUGGAGGGUCUAGUAAAGAUGGCCAUCCCAAGUUUUACAAAGAGGACCUACUGGCUGUGCUGAGAGAGAGGAAUGAGCUGAAAGAAGAGCUAGACGGAAUGAGGGAAGAACUGCAAUUGGCCAAAAAUGAGAUAAAGCAACUGCAACUGUAUUCUCCGCGACAUGCCUCCACUAAUUCCCUGCCUGGUUACUUCAACACCAGAGCACGCUCCACAACCAGAGUUAGAGAAAUUCUCGAUUCAAUCACCGAGUCACUCACUUCAGCCGAUCAACCAGAAACAAUUACAUAAACAAUCCUAAUUUUUAAAAGUUCAAUCUCAUUGUUUUAUAAUCCAUCCUUUUAUGUCAAUCUUACUAACCUUUUUGUUUGUGAUACAAUAACAUACUAGUUACUCUUGGGAAUGACCAAUUGAAUAAACAA
Molecule: messenger RNA, 1220 nt
Organism: Halichondria panicea
Lineage: Eukaryota; Metazoa; Porifera; Demospongiae; Suberitida; Halichondriidae
Product: RILP-like protein 1
Exons: 7
Coding region: 1-1089 (362 amino acids)
Source: RefSeq, a predicted model, not a curated record